This is a messenger RNA of Oncorhynchus masou masou (cherry salmon), 1150 nucleotides long. Its product is annotated as dentin sialophosphoprotein-like. The record is from RefSeq and is a predicted model, not a curated record. Gene Ontology annotation, molecular function: collagen binding. Gene Ontology annotation, cellular component: nucleus; cytoplasm. Lineage: Eukaryota; Metazoa; Chordata; Actinopteri; Salmoniformes; Salmonidae. The transcript is spliced from 4 exons. Gene Ontology annotation, biological process: odontoblast differentiation; dentinogenesis. Bases 260 to 1150 code for a protein of 296 amino acids.
UAUACUAUAUAAUGUCUCCUCUCUCUGAGUAAUUCUAUGGUAUCAGGGGUGACAAUAUAUUUAUUCAGACAGACGGUCAAUUAUAAAGUGAGAUUCACUGCAGCAGGUGUGGCCACAGGUGUGUGUGUGUUUUACUUCAAGAGUUUAAAUAGCCAACCACAACCACACACACUCCUUUAAACCACAAGUUUACCAGAAGACGAGGAAGGUGACACCAUCAGGAUAUUACAGGACACAAUACCUGACAGUGAGAGACGACAUGAUGAAGAUCAAACUGCUUCUGCUGAUCUGGACUGCAUCUGUGAACAGCCUGCCGUGGCAAGCCUCCCCCCUGUCUGGCGUCAGCCCCUGGGGGAUAGGAGAGGGUCACGAGAGAGGAGAGGACCCAGACGGCAGCUCAGCCCGGACUGGCCAGGACAGUAGAAAGGGGUGGGGUCUCGCCUUAGAGGGGUUUCCGGGAGUCACGCCUACCACGUUCCCUCAACCAACCAGAGCACAGGACAGUGGCCCCUCUCCCAGACCUACUUACGUGAGGAGGGGGCGUAGUCUCAAGGUUGAUGACAUCGCUAGCAAUGACAUUACAGAGGAGGAGCUGACAAUGUCCUAUAAAACUCUUCCUGGUUACAGUGAGGACCGGUUGCUAGGGGAGGAGUUUGGUGAUUAUGGGAUGCAGAGGGACUCACCCGGCAGUGAAUCGCAUACCGGGAAAGACCCGACAGAUCACAAUGACUCCUCCAAAUCAAGUGAUUCUGUUGACUCUAACACCUCUAGUGAUUCAAGCGAUUCCUCCAAGUCAAGUGACUCUAGCGAUUCAAGUGAUUCCAGCGACUCAAGUGAUUCAAGCGACUCUAGCGACUCCAGCGAUUCAAGUGAUUCCAGCGAUUCAAGCGACUCAAGUGAUUCAAGCGACUCUAGUGACUCUAGCGAUUCUAGCGACUCAAGUGAUUCUAGCGACUCAAGUGAUUCUAGCGACUCAAGUGAUUCUAGCGACUCAAGUGAUUCUAGCGACUCAAGUGAUUCUAGCGAUUCUAGUGAUUCUAGCGACUCAAGUGAUUCUAGCGACUCAAGUGAUUCUAGCGACUCAAGUGAUUCUAGCGACUCUAGCGACUCAAUAAAUAAAGUGUUCCACAAUAAAACACUGGCCAAGUGA